Perognathus longimembris pacificus (Pacific pocket mouse) is the source of this 4548-nucleotide messenger RNA. RefSeq names its product calcium voltage-gated channel auxiliary subunit beta 2 (gene Cacnb2). The record is from RefSeq and is a predicted model, not a curated record. Gene Ontology annotation, molecular function: high voltage-gated calcium channel activity; protein binding. Gene Ontology annotation, cellular component: voltage-gated calcium channel complex. Lineage: Eukaryota; Metazoa; Chordata; Mammalia; Rodentia; Heteromyidae. Gene Ontology annotation, biological process: neuromuscular junction development; calcium ion transmembrane transport; chemical synaptic transmission. The transcript has 13 exons. Bases 786 to 2609 code for a protein of 607 amino acids.
UUUGUUUAUUGUCUCACUAUGUAGUCUGGCCUAGAACUCAUGACCUUGUUAUGUUAUUGAGGUUAUAGGCAUGUACCACUUUGCCUGGUUGAAGUAUCUUUGGAUGAAAAGAACUUUCCAAUUUCAAUAAAAAUGAACGUACUGAUGUGAUAGUUACAUGACUAUAAAAAUGAUUCUACUUCAAGCACAUUAAGAACUUGAAAUGCCACCAAAGAGAAAGAGAACCCUUUUCUUGUAUGCACAAAGAAAAUAUUUCUUCAUCCAGUUGGGAGUAGAAGAAUGUUUUCACUUUUUUAUUGCAGACUUUUUCAGGCUGGUCGUUGAAUGCUCAGACUUUACCAUGUUGUGCAAUCCAGUGUUCCACACUGCAGAAAGUAUCUGCAAAGCUCUGCCCAGUCCAGCGGUGCCCGAAGGCACGCAUGUGAUAUUAAUGAAGUGUUACUCUGCUCUGACAACUUUGCAGUGGGCUCUCUUCCAAGCCAUGUGACGUCAUUCGAAGUAGGAAAAGACUUGCCUGCUUGCAUUUGCUUAAUUGACGGUGAUGGGCUCCUCUGCCCUUGUUCAGUAGUUCUGGGACACACAGAGCUGUUGUAAUCUGCAGGCCUUUAGAAAGUCAUAAAGUCAUACUGACUUUAAAAGACUACACCCCGCAAGCCAGCAAGGAAAACAGGAGCUAUUGAUAGGCUAUUGAGCAAAGCAGGAGUUGGCUGGGCUGCCUGCAGCUAGUCCCCAGCUCUUGUUCCUGUAGAUUUCUUCCUGCUGGAGUGAACUUGGAACUGUUUGGCAUGCUUGACAGACGCCUCCUGUCUCCUCAGACUAAAUGCAGGAUUCCUGGGGGUUCGGCAGACUCCUACACCAGCCGUCCAUCGGAUUCAGAUGUGUCUCUGGAGGAGGACCGGGAGGCAGUGCGCAGAGAGGCUGAGCGGCAGGCCCAGGCUCAGCUGGAAAAGGCAAAGACAAAACCAGUUGCAUUUGCAGUUCGGACGAAUGUCAGCUAUAGUGCAGCCCACGAAGAUGAUGUCCCAGUGCCAGGCAUGGCCAUCUCAUUUGAGGCGAAAGAUUUUCUGCAUGUUAAGGAAAAAUUUAAUAAUGACUGGUGGAUAGGGCGAUUGGUUAAAGAAGGCUGUGAAAUUGGAUUCAUUCCAAGCCCCGUCAAACUAGAAAACAUGAGGCUACAGCAUGAACAGAGAGCCAAGCAAGGGAAAUUCUACUCCAGUAAAUCAGGCGGAAAUUCAUCAUCCAGUUUGGGUGACAUAGUACCUAGUUCCAGAAAAUCUACACCUCCAUCAUCUGCUAUAGACAUAGAUGCUACUGGCUUAGAUGCAGAAGAAAAUGAUAUUCCAGCAAACCACCGCUCCCCUAAACCCAGUGCAAACAGUGUAACGUCACCCCACUCCAAAGAGAAAAGAAUGCCCUUCUUUAAGAAGACAGAGCACACUCCUCCUUAUGAUGUAGUACCUUCCAUGCGGCCAGUGGUUCUGGUGGGCCCUUCUCUGAAGGGCUAUGAGGUCACAGAUAUGAUGCAGAAAGCAUUGUUUGAUUUUCUAAAACACAGAUUUGAAGGGCGGAUAUCUAUCACAAGGGUCACUGCUGACAUCUCCCUUGCCAAACGAUCAGUCUUAAACAAUCCCAGUAAGCAUGCGAUAAUAGAGAGAUCCAAUACAAGGUCAAGCUUGGCUGAAGUUCAGAGUGAAAUUGAGAGGAUUUUUGAGCUUGCGAGAACACUGCAACUAGUUGUCCUCGAUGCAGACACUAUUAAUCAUCCAGCACAACUCAGUAAAACCUCUUUGGCCCCUAUUAUUGUGUAUGUGAAGAUUUCUUCUCCUAAGGUCUUGCAAAGAUUAAUAAAAUCUCGAGGGAAAUCUCAAGCUAAACACCUGAAUGUCCAGAUGGUGGCAGCUGAUAAACUGGCUCAAUGUCCUCCACAGGAGUCAUUUGAUGUGAUCUUGGAUGAGAACCAGCUUGAGGAUGCUUGUGAGCACCUUGCAGACUAUCUAGAGGCCUACUGGAAGGCCACCCACCCUCCCAGCUGCAGCCUCCCCAACCCUCUCCUUAGCCGUACUUUAGCCACUUCAACUCUGCCUAUUAGCCCCACCAGAGCCUCUAAUUCACAGGGUUCUCAAGGUGAUCAGAGGAUGGAUCGUUCUGCUCCUACACGUUCUACUUCACAAGCUGAAGAAGAACCUUGCCUGGAACCGGUCAAGAAAUCCCAGCACCGUUCUUCCUCAGCCCCACAUCAUAGUCAUCGCAGUGGAACAAGUCGAGGCCUCUCCAGGCAGGAGACAUUUGACUCUGAAACACAGGAGAGUAGAGACUCUGCCUAUGUGGAGCCAAGGGAAGAUUAUUCCCAUGAACAUGUGGACCACUAUGCUUCACACCGUGACCAUAAUAACCACAAGGAUGAGACCCAUGGCAGCAGUGACCACAGACACAGGGAGCCUCGGCAUCGUUCAAGGGAUGUGGAUCGAGAACAGGACCACAAUGAGUGCAACAAACAACGGAGCCGUCAUAAAUCCAAGGAUCGCUACUAUGACAGGGAUGGAGAUGUAGUAUCCAAAAAGCGGAACGAUGCUGGGGAGUGGAAUAGGGAUGUUUACAUCCGCCAAUGACUUUUUGCCCUUUGUGGUUCUUUUGCUCCUCCCCAAGUCUUGUAUAACAGCAGCCUCAAAAAUCUGUGGGGCUUACAUUACAAUCAUAUAUGAUCUGUCUUGUAUAUUUUCUAUUGCUGUUGCUUAAACGGCAAUAGCAUGAAAUAGAGUAUUAAUAUACAUUCUUUUCUUUUGUAAGUGCUAUACAAAUUGGCUUGGUACAGCUGCAGUUCCUGUGGUCUUGGAUAGCUGCCAACCAGAUGGUGUUAGUGAUAUUAAGAAAUGUAGCCAGACAAAAGUGGAAAUUUCUUGUUUUAUCACAUUUUAAUACCCAGAAACCUGAUUGGCUUAUCCAUUCAUUCACUGACCACUGUUUCUUGCUUGUACCUCUGGCUGACUAAAUUUGGGGACAGAUUCAGUCUUGCCUUACACAAAGGGGAUCAUAAAGUUAGAAUCUAUUUUCUAUGUACUAGUACUGUGUACUGUAUAGACAGUUUGUAAAUGUUAUUUCUGCAAACACCUUAUUAUAUAUUAAUUAUAUAAUAUAUAUAUCAGUUUGAUCACACUAUUUUAGAGUCUUAAUGCCAAGUCAGCAGAUUUGCUUUAUGAAUUACAGGGACAAGAAAUGUCCACAUUCAGGAAAUUUGUAUUAACAUUGUCUAAACAUCUACUUACCCCAUUCUGAUGUGUGUACAUACUGUAAAUAUGUGUGAUUGCUUGACUUAAACAGGUUUAAUUUCAAAUGUUAUCCCUAUAAGUUUAUAAUUUUAACCAUAAAUUAUGGUAAAUAUAACCAAACUCCAGAGGUUGUUCUACUUCAUAGAGUUCACACUGAUUGUGACAAACACAUUCUUAGUAGCGUCUGUUAUAGUCACUGCACUGGAGUAUACGAGCCGGAACCCGCUGUGUGCACGUACGUGUGUGUCUGGAUACGAGUGUGCGUGACUGAAGUGAAGUAGAAUGCUGAAGAAGAAACUAGUGACUGAUGUCUGGAAUUCUGCCCACCUAUCUUUGUAUUGUGCUUUAUGUGGCUUUAAUAAUUCUUUCAGAGCCCAGGACUGUGAGGGAAGCUUGCUGCCAAAGGUAACUAGGAAAAACAUUCAUCUGCUGGCUCCUUGUGUUUGCUCAUAGAGGGUAAAAAAUGCAGGUAUCUUGUACUGUGAGUGUUUCACUGGAAAUGUACAAUCUUUGUGUGUUAGAGUAUCUGUUUUAGUAAGAACUGUUUACACAGCUUGUGGAAUUAUUUCAUAGGAAAAUAAAUUUUUAUAACUUCUCCCAUUUCAUCUUCUAACCUUGCCUAUUGUUCCUGUUGUUUAUCUCCCAGUCACCUCCUGUUCCAUCCCACCACCAAUGUGAACAAUUUUCCUGUCUGUCAGAACCCAUAAGUGCUUCUUAUAACCAAAGUUUCUGCUUUUCAGAAGUUAUCAGGGCAAAAAGGGAUGACUUGAAGUAAAUGUUAAGAACACUUUCCUGAGACAUCUAUAAAGGAGAACCUAAAAGACACUAUCUCCAUGUUUUGAUUACACUGCUGGAAGCUUGCAAUUUUGCUGUACUAAGAUUAAUUUUCUAAGUGUCCAGUUAUGACUGGAUAGGUAAGACAGUAUUUAGUGUGCAUGUCCCAGAAAAUACCUAACUUCAGAUCUAUGUACUAAAUAUCAGCAGUUACAAUAACCUGUCUUUGGUUUUGCUUCCCCAUUAUGCUGGGUUCUUGCCAAAUAUGCUUGGAAAUUUAUAACUAAAACUGUUGUUCAAGAAAUCUGAAGUUUUUAAAAUGAGUAAUUUAAUCAACCUGUUAAUUAGCUCUAUACUACUUCUAAAAAUUUACAGGAGCUGUACCCCAGUGGCUCACGCCUGUAAUCCUAGCUACUCAGAAGGCUGAGAUCUGAGGAUCGUGGUUCAAAGCAAGCCUGGGUAGCAAAGUCUGUGAGACUGUUAUCUCCAAUUAACCACCAGAAAACCA